Messenger RNA from Macrobrachium nipponense, 2386 nucleotides. RefSeq lists its product as uncharacterized. NCBI's taxonomy places the organism in Eukaryota, Metazoa, Arthropoda, Malacostraca, Decapoda, Palaemonidae. Bases 410 to 1840 code for a protein of 476 amino acids. The transcript is spliced from 7 exons. The record is from RefSeq and is a predicted model, not a curated record.
UCGAAGCAGUUGGUUUAAAGGCGACCGAGAAAAUGUUUAUAUCAGUGAUGUUUAUGAUUAUUUUCGUCGGAACUGUUAUUUGGCACUUUGCUUAACUUUCGUCGCUGCCAGUGUCAAAUUUAUAUGAAAAAUUUAUAACGAAAGGAAUCGGACAGUGGUGCAAGGAUUGGUUGAGAAACGCAGUAAAAGUCCGUGGAAAAAAAAAUCUGGUACUACAUUAGACAGAUACCAAUAAAGGCAGCGCCAUUAAAUACAAAUUUAGGACGUAGAAGAAAACAAAAUCACGGAACCAGUUAAUGAACUUAGUUUACGACGCCCGAUAGACACCGGACUUUGAUUGUGAAAAAGUGCGGAAACUUUCAAAUGAGCGAAAUUUUCCAUUCCUCCCAAGAAUGCUGUGAGUACGAAUAUGAGGACCAUUCUGUCGUUACAGCUUGUCGCUUUUCAGCUCGCUGCUGUUGCGACAGAAGGAGAUGUCGUCAGUGCGAUCAAAGACGAGGAAAGGAAAGUCGUUGUUGCAAAAUGCCCGUCUCUCACGUCUGGAGUAGACGACGAUGCCAACUCCUUUUGCGAAUGCUUGUCGACCCCCUUGCCUGCAAGUCGAGAAUCUGUCCAAAUUAAGUGCAGUUUCAACAACACUGAGGAUGUUCUGCUCAACGAAGCGCUGUAUCCAUUCCGUAACAUGAGUCUGGGCAGCGCCUACGUCAGGGUUGUGAACGCGACCAGAGUCAACGUGACCCAGGGCUUCCUGAGGGAGCUGAUGCAGUCGCCCUCCAUCGCUUUGGACAUCUGGGGAGCUGGUACCCUCGUGCUCGACUCCAUGCCCGACCCGGAAACCGACAAGUUCAAGAAAUUCAAGACCUUCGUUGGAGUGGGUAUUAGCGACUGUUAUGUGCCGGAAGUGCCCAAAUAUUUCCUUCGUAACAGGACGCGAGGUGGACUGAGGAUCAAGAAGAGUCGAGUUGGCAACUUUCGUUCAGGUGUUCUGCAUAACAUGGAAGAGAUGAGAUAUUUGGUUUUUGAGGAUUCAGUCAUACACUCCUUCGAAGGCCCAGUCGCUACAGAAGGAUUUGUCACCCUCAGCAAGAGACAACUCCACGCCUGGACAGGACUUGUUAUAUCGAAUACCACAAUUGAUGUCAUCGGCUCCGGCACUUUCAAUCUCACACAUAAGUCUGAUAUGGAAAUAGCAAAGGUGGUCAACAGCACAAUUGGCAGUUUGAACAAGGAGGCUAUAAUCCUAGCCGGUGAUAUAGAUGUGACAAUUCAGAAAAAUGUAUUCCAGCGAAUGGAGACAGAAGCAAUCAAGGUUGCAGUGACUGGAGACGUCAUAUUCGACAAGAACGAAAUCGCCAACUGGGAGCCCGGCGCCCUCUCGGGUCUGAUCUGCCACAAAAGGACGACGCUGGAGGAGAACACGUUCCGAGUCCAUGAUCCGACGGACAUUGCUAUGAACAUAUCAACAACUCCUUUCCACGCCUCCUGCGGCAAUCCCCAGCUGUUUUUAGUCAUCAAGCCCCUGCAACCUCUGGCCCUCCAAAUCGACUCGACGUCUUCGUGGAUUCUCGGAGUGCUCCUGCUACUGAUCGUUGUAGGAGUGGUCAUGGCUGGUGUCAUUCUCCACCAGCGCCAGAACCUGGCGUUGCAUUACUACAGGAACCGAGGGAGGCUGCCUCUGCCUGGCCUCAGGGAACGGAAGGUUUCGCAGGAGAACCUUCCAAACGGGGCCGAGAUCGACCCUUCUUGUGAAGUCACAGAAGAAGGCGGAGAAGGAGAGGGAGGAGGAAGAGAUGGAGGAGUAUCGAAUCCCAUAUAUGUUGAUGUUAACGAGAGGAGCUAGACAAAUUUAAUUUGUCUGGCUUUAGUAGGCAGCCUGCUCUGUAGGAUCUAGCAGGUAUUAGUCCCUUUUUUUUAUUAAUAUAACAAAUGUCUUUCUGUUCAUUUAUGAUCAAAUGUUCGUUUGAUCGACUGGGAAAUAGUGAUUUUUCUUAUUUGCUUUAUACUUAAUUAAAAACACUUUAUUGUACAUUAGUGAAUAAAUGUUCAUUUACGUUCAAACUUUCUUUUGAUCGACUGAGAAAUAGUGAUUUUUUAUUUGCUUUAUACUUAAUUAGUGAAUAAAAAUUAGAGCUUUUUUUCACAAAAGGAUAAAGUCAUCUUUUCUUUAAAGAAAUUAUAAUUUCCCAAGCAAUUACUGUGAUUGUGUAAAGGAAUGAAAGAAGAUUAAAGUCUUCCAACAACAGUGAUCCCACAAUUAUGUGUUUGUUAUUUUUUUUUCUUUAAAUUCCUAGUAACCUCAAAUCAAUCAUGAUGUCCAUCGGUUAGUCCCAUUUUUGUAUGCCAGAUACAGUUUAUGAUUGCCAGAAUAAAUUGUUCAUCAGUAUUA